Pochonia chlamydosporia 170 is the source of this 534-nucleotide messenger RNA. RefSeq lists its product as hypothetical. The coding region runs from base 1 to 534 and encodes 177 amino acids. The record is from RefSeq and is a predicted model, not a curated record. The transcript has a single exon. NCBI's taxonomy places the organism in Eukaryota, Fungi, Ascomycota, Sordariomycetes, Hypocreales, Clavicipitaceae.
AUGGCCCCUGGCGCUGGGCGUCUCAUGCACUGGACACUUCAUCUGGACUUUUUGGAUGUCGGGACGCUGCAGGAUGCGCCCGCCUCAAACGCGCAUCCUCCUGAUGGGUCUUGUCGUGUUGAUGAGAAGGUUUGUGCUAGAGACGAAAGGAAAGGACAGGGAAGGGAGAAGAAAGAGGCUCGAAACUGCGGCGGUCUGCUACUCAAGCAAUUAGAUGGUCUGGUGCUUCUGCGGGUUCCCACUGUGUCCAACCGCCUCCGGGUUAUCAUACUUCUGCCAAGUUCAAUCCUGGGGGGUUUUGAACAGAGAAGUCAGGGGACGAGAGGGGUUGGCAUAAUGCUUGACAGUGGCCAUGUCCAUGUUGGGUUGGAUCAUCGUGAACGUCCAUGGCGAUGGUCACAGUCACAGACACUGUCACUUUUGAGUCCUUCUCUUUGCAUGGGAAGCCUCAUGCCCCUUUGCGCCGGGGCUUGGUUCAUCUUGAUCGGAGCCCUGUUGCCGCAUCCAAUCCACUGCCAAGACACAAGCAAUUGA